AUGAUUCCCUAUCCCAAGUCGGUAACUAAUGGCAAUGCCACAACUGAGGUCGCAGGCCUUCAAACAACUAACUCAAUCGACUCAUCGCUCUCGGACGAAGAGUAUAUCCUUGAUGUUGGCUAUCAACAAGAUGGAGCUGUUUCCAUACGCGGGGGCUCGCCUAGCGGGAUAUUCUAUGGUCUACAGACAUUCAAACAGCUUUUACCUCCCUCGUCUCUUCGGCAUACAAAGAGCGCCGGGGAAGGUUUGUGGGCACUUUCGACGCAAACUAUUCAUGAUACCCCGCGCUUUGCUUGGCGAGGGGUCAUGCUCGAUGUCGCUCGCCACUUCAUGCCUUUGCCUGAUCUACUGCGUUUUAUCGAUCUUUUGGCGUUUCAUAAACUCAACGUGCUACAUCUGCAUCUCACUGAUGAUCAAGGAUGGAGAUUGCCUGUUGCCAAAUGGCCCGAGUUAACCACUGUAGCAUGUUGGAGAAAGAGAACCAUGCAAGGCGCUCCGCCACAUGGCAAGCUAGAUUCACGCCCACAUGGUGGGUACUACUCCAGGGAGGACCUUGAGGAACUUGUCGCUUUUGCCACCGAGAGACAUAUAAGGGUCGUGCCCGAGAUUGAUAUGCCGGGGCAUAUGCAAGCAGCUGUUGCAGCCUAUCCUGAACUAGGAAAUGGCGCACAGGUUGUUGUGAUGGAGGAAUGGGGUAUUUCCAAACAUGUGCUUAACAUGUCAGAUAAAGCUUUGGAAUUUUGCAAAGAUGUACUGGAUACAGUUUGCGACAUAUUCCCCGGCGAAUUCAUUGGCAUUGGCGGUGACGAGUGUCCUCACGAUGAGUGGAAGGCCAAUCCGGAUAUCCAAAGCAAGAUGAAGCAAUUGGGAUUAGCAGACGAAGCGGGUUUACAUGAGUGGUUUAUUGGACAGAUGGCGGCGCAUUUGCACGUCCAUGGUCGUCGUCCGUACGGUUGGGAUGAACUGAUGGGAUGUGGAGACAAAGUUCCCAAAGAUGUGCUCAUCGCAGCCUGGCGAGGGAUUGAACCGACAGAGAUUGCAGCCAAAAGUGGGUUCGAAGUUAUUGCGUGCCCAGACAUCAAAUGUUAUUUGGAUUAUCGGCAGUCAGAGGACAAAAACGAGCCGACGCCAGUGGGAGUUGUGCUGUCACUCGAAGACAUCUACAACUUCGAUCCUGUACCAGAGGGAUUGACACAGGAUGAGAAGAAGAAAGUGAUGGGAACUCAGGUCAACGUCUGGACUGAGCACAUGGAGAGUGCGUCUCGUGUUAACUAUAUGGUUUUCCCUCGUUUGUGUGCAUUUGCAGAGGUUGCCUGGGGCAAGGCAGACAACCAUUCGGAUAUUGGUGACUUCAAAGUCCGACUGGAACAGCAUCUCCCAAGGCUGGAAGCGCUUGGUAUCAAUUAUCGACAAUUGAGUGGCCCUAGGCCAUGGAAUGCUCGCCCUGAUGCACCAGGUAAGCCGCGGAGUAUGCAGCACCGGGUAGAAAAGCAGCCAAGAUUUAUUGCAGAUUUGCUACAGUAA
Molecule: messenger RNA, 1524 nt
Organism: Fusarium proliferatum ET1
Lineage: Eukaryota; Fungi; Ascomycota; Sordariomycetes; Hypocreales; Nectriaceae
Exons: 1
Coding region: 1-1524 (507 amino acids)
Biological process (GO): glycosaminoglycan metabolic process; carbohydrate metabolic process
Cellular component (GO): membrane
Molecular function (GO): beta-N-acetylhexosaminidase activity
Source: RefSeq, a predicted model, not a curated record